ACCCGUUUGGCGUAAUUUCUUGGCCCCAUGAAUCAAUCGCCACCAGCAACCCAUUAUCCACUGACGGUGUAGCCAGCAGGGACAUCCAGGUAGGUCCCUUUUCUUCUCUCUCUCUCUCUCUCUUUCUCCGCAUGUCCUUCCUGAAACUGUUGUUGCUUCCCAUUGGCUACUACCUGUGAUUACCAUGUACCCACUUACGGAGGCUAUUCACCACCGGCGGGAAAAUUCAACAGGAAGUUGCCUGUGACGCUGCAGUUUCAUGGAGGUAGGUUUGUGAGCGGGAGCAAUGAGUCGGUGGGUAACGAUGCGUUUUGCAGAAGGAAUGCCAAGUUGUGCGAUGUAAUUGUUGUUGCUGUUGAUAAUAGAUUGGCACGGUGAGCAGAUACCCGUGUGAGGAUGGGCUCUAGGUUUUGAAUUGGUCGCCAAGCAGGCGAAUUUGGCUUCUUGUAGGAGAUUGGGUCUUCAAUGCUGUAUUUUUUAUAGCUUUGGUGCUUCUAUGCUUGAGCCUUGGCUGGCUACUUAUGGAGAUCCUUCCAGGUGUGUAUUACUUUGGGUUUGCGCUGGUGCAAAGAAAGUGGAUUAUGUGGCAAGAAAGGCUAUAAAGGCAGGCAAGCUAUUGGAUCCUAUAAGGUUGUGGCACAGGUUCUGAUUUACCUCUUCUUCAUUGGAAGCACCCACACAUUUCAGAAGUUAAGCUGGCAAACUCAUACUUCUAUGGCAAGGGUAUGUGCAAGCUGGCAUGGAAACUAUUCCUACCUGAAGAAGAAUUCAACCUAGAUCAUCCAGCUGCCAACCAUCUCCUCCGUGGGAACGAGCCACCUCUUGAGUACUUGCCACCAUCAUUAGUGGUUGCGGUAGAACAUGACUUUAGAGAGACUGGGCCAUUGCUCGCUAAGAAGAAUUGCAGAAAGUUAAUGUGGAUGCACCUUUUCUUGUUUAUAAGGAUGCUGUGCAUGAGCUUGCUACCCUUGACAUGCUUCUCCGGACACCAUAUGGGUCAAGAAGAACAUAUCUCUCAGAGGUCAUGAGUUUUCUUACUGAAUGAAUCAGAAAAGAAGUAACAGAUUACAAUAGGAAGAGAGAUGUUUAAUUGGUGUAUAAGCAGUGUUACCUCUUCAUCAUUUAUGAUGUUGGAGAGGAGCAGGAUUCUUGUACAUAAUGCUGAGGGUUAUAGCUUCCAGCCAAUUUUCCAUGAGUUUCCAUUCAGGUGAGGAUUUGUUCCCUUUCUUGUAAAGCACAUAGUUUUUGUCAGAAAUUAGGAUUUUCCGGAAUUUAUAGAUGGAUGUUCCCUCAAAUAUAUUAGAAACAUUACUUUGUUCAGCUCUUCAUUUCAUUGUUUAGAGGUAUUGGAAAUUACAUAUAGAAAUAAAACAAAAGUUAUUCCAUCUCAAUUCCUUCCAUCUGAUCAUUCAAAGUAAUUAAGCAACUUUUAUGUGAACCCGCUUCUUUCUGGCUUGUGAGAACGCAUACGUUACCUUGCUGGUGCCAAGCUUGCGUCUAUGCUAUCUUGCCGACAGCAAUGUUGUUUAAUAUAUUAAAGAAAGGGAAUAAGAUAGUAUAUCCUGCAUGGAUUUCCCAAGAACAAUGCAUAUGCAAUUGUAAAUAGAUUCUACUGUGAAUAUGCUAAUACUGCAGAAUGAUAGCACCUGAAUUGGCCGGCUAAAUAGUGCAUGCUCAUUAUCUGUGUAUUUAAUUUAUAUUUGUAUCACCUAGAUAAAAAGGAAGCCAUAAUAAUUAUCUGUUUAUAAGAUAUUGUUGCAGUAACUAAUGUUGAGAACAUCAUAAAAGUGAAUAUGUUGAUUAGAAGCAAUAAAAUAUUAUUUUUAGGGUAGAUUUUAUAUGUUCUGAUCAUAAUAAUUUUUUAAUGGCUAAAAAAUACUUUCAAAUUAUUUUUUACAACAACAUAAUAUAUUGUGCUUUAAAAGAAGGUUUCAACUAUAAUAUCACAUAAAAGUAUGUCCCUUUCAUUGCUCACCUCAACACAGAACGUAGUAAACAAAAACCAGAUAGAUGCAGAUAAAAUUGAAAGCCUAUUAGUUUGCUCUUGCUUGUCUUUCUUCUUUUUUAAUUUGUGCAUUGCCAAUGGGUUUUCCCUUGAGUCAGUCGCCUGGGAAGGUAGCAGAAGCAAACAAAACCAUAAUAAAAGCAAAAGUCACUAAAAAAAAACAUGAGAAUAGCGUAAAUGAGCUGGAUAGAAUGGAAAGCCAAAAGGGACAGGUUAUUGAACUCCUUAACUCUAGGGAUUCCACGCCUAUGUAAAAGAAAGAAUGUGCCUUGAUUGCUCCAUGCUUGCUUUGCUUUGUGCCUGCUGGAACCAAGACAACAUUCUAUGCUUAAUUCUAUUUUUCAUGAGUAAUUUUCAGUGUAGGAGAAUUAAAUAUUGUGGCUUUGCAAUCAUCACUCUCCAACAAGGGAACUCGUUCAAAUUAUAAAUAUCCCUUGCUAGAAACUGGGUCUUUCGGGAUUCAGUAAUUGCAUGAGUGUUUGAUACACUAAAAGAAGAGAUCAUGUAUCCUCCUUCCUAUACACAAUCUGAAUUCUGCUGUGAUGAUAAAAGUUAUGAGACAACUGGUUUAUAUCUCAAUCUCGGCCACAUCAUGCCGGAUUUUUCUGUAUUGGAGGAUGAUUGUACUGCUCGGUUUGAUUUUGAUGAAACACGAAGCCACAAGAGGGUGAAGCAGGCACCAAGUGCCACUGUAUCCAAUGGAAAUGGUGCUGGACUUUAUUGUACUGGCAGUAAUGGUAGGACUAGUACGAACAGCUUGAAUAUUGUGCCUAGACUCCACUUCAGGGAUUAUGUAUUGACUUACACAGAAAGGUAUUUAGCAAUUGAGGCUAUGGAAGAAGCAACAGCAGCCUUGAUGGACGACGAGAGAAAUGAAGUCAUUGAAGAAGAAGGUGGUGAUGGGAUGAAACUAUUACAGCAACUCAUUGCCUGUGCUGAAGCUGUGGCUUGCCGUGACAAGACACAUGCUUCUGCAUUACUAUCAGAGCUGGGAGCUAAUGCCCUUGUCUUUGGAACAUCAUUUCAAAGAGUUGCUCCCUGCUUUGUCCAGGUCUCUGAUCGGCUUGCACUGGUUCAACCACUAGGGGCAGUGGGAGUUCUAGGCUCUCCAGCAAAAACGGUCACUACUUUUACAGCAGAGAAGGAUGAGGCCUUGCGGCUUGUCUACGAGAUUUGUCCACAAAUCCAAUUUGGUCAUUUUGUAGCAAAUUCAUCAAUAUUAGAAGCCUUUGAGGGCAAGCGUUCUGUUCAUGUUGUGGACUUGGGGAUGACCCUUGGCCUGUCCAAUGGCCAACAGUGGCGCAAUCUAAUACACAGCAUAGCCAACCGCACUGGCCAACCGCCUCACCGCCUUCGAAUAACAGGUGUAGGAAACUCUGCUGAGCGCCUUCGAGUAAUAGGGGAUGAGCUAGAGUCCUAUGCACGAAGCUUGGGAUUGAAAUUUGAAUUUUUGUGGGUUGAAAGCAGCCUGGAAAACCUGAAACCAACAGACUUCAAACUCCUUGAUGGUGAAGUUGUAAUCAUCAAUAGCAUUCUUCAGUUGCAUUGUGUAGUGAAAGAGAGCCGAGGAGCACUAAACUCAGUUCUGCAGAUGCUACUUGAGCUAUCACCAAAGCUUCUCAUUUUAGUAGAGCAGGAUUCAAGCCAUAAUGGACCAUUCUUUCUAGGGAGGUUCAUGGAAGCAUUACAUUACUAUUCAGCUAUUUUUGACUCACUAGAUGCAAUGCUACCCAAGUACGACACGAGGCGAGCGAAGAUAGAGCAGUUCUUUUUCGCCGAGGAAAUCAAGAACAUCAUCAGCUGUGAAGGACCAGCAAGAGUGGAGAGGCACGAAAGGGUGGACCAAUGGCGCAGGAGGAUUAGCAGGGCUGGAUUUCAGCCUUCACAUACGAAGAUGACAAUGCUGGCAAAGCAGUGGCUAGGAAAGGCCAAGUUUUGUGAGGGUUAUGCAGUUACAGAAGAGAAAGGAUGCUUGGUUCUUGGGUGGAAAUCAAAGCCUAUAAUUGCAGCUUCUUGCUGGAAGUGCUCCUGAUUUUUUAAUUUUUUAAUUUUUAUAAAUUUCAUAAAUUACACAUUAUGUUUUAUAAAAAUCAUAAAAUACAUAAAAAGUUAUAAAUUGAAAAAUCAGUUGGUUCAA
Hevea brasiliensis (rubber tree) is the source of this 4142-nucleotide messenger RNA. Its product is annotated as GRAS family protein RAD1. Gene Ontology annotation, cellular component: nucleus. Gene Ontology annotation, molecular function: sequence-specific DNA binding; DNA-binding transcription factor activity. Gene Ontology annotation, biological process: regulation of DNA-templated transcription. NCBI's taxonomy places the organism in Eukaryota, Viridiplantae, Streptophyta, Magnoliopsida, Malpighiales, Euphorbiaceae. The record is from RefSeq and is a predicted model, not a curated record.